Molecule: messenger RNA, 3830 nt
Organism: Owenia fusiformis
Lineage: Eukaryota; Metazoa; Annelida; Polychaeta; Sabellida; Oweniidae
Source: the annotation of a GenBank genome assembly
AGAAAAUGCACAAGAAAAUUUGAACAAUUUUUGUAACUACUAGCCUCGAUUUGGCUUUACUUCCGGCUCCGUUUCCGGUGAGAAAAGUUUUUGAGGAAGAACUCCCGGAAGAACUAGAACAAGGGGAUUUAGCUCUACACAUCAGUGAAACGGGUUUGGUCACCAGUUGAGAAACAAAUUCAACAAUUAUGUAGCAGAAGUUCCAAAAAUUACAUGCCAAGAUGAGCCAAAAUGAGAUUGUUACCAUAAAUAAUCUCUAUAACAAUGAUUACCAUGAUGGUGAUAUCAGUAAUGCUGAUGAAGGCCCGGGUGAUAGAAAUGAUAGAGAGAAAGAUGGAAUACAUAAUGCCAUUGAGGAAUUUAACGUUACUCCAAAUAUUAUAUCAACUUGCCUCAGUGACAAUAGCAUGAAUAACUGUAAUGACAAUGGUGAAUGUGAAAGUGAAGCUGGUGACUCUCCAACAGAUGAUAUGAAGAAUGUUGAAGCACAAGACGUUGAAAAAAUUAUUGGAAGUCUUAAUGCUGAAAACAGGGAUGAUAUGAUUGACAGUUAUCAAAAGAAUCAUGACACCAUUGAUGGCAAAACAUUACCUUAUCUCAAACAAAAUGAUUGUGAUAAUGAACUUCAAAUAUUAACAAUAUCUGCUAUUGGUAAUCCUUCGAUAGCAGCAUUAAAUAAUAAUGACAAAUCCAAUGAAAUUUCUGAAAAAUGUACAUAUAGUUGUCCGACAGAAAUCUCUACCAACCAAUCCUUUGAAUCUGCGGAAUGUGGUAAUGAUGAGACCACCAUUCCUGAAAAUGUUGAGACUACUGAUGAAAUCCAUAAAACCAUGAAUAGUGAACAGCCAAUUGAAUUGGACAAUUCACAUGAUGGGAUUUUAAGCAAUGACAAUAGUGAACACUCAACAUGCUCAGAAACUACAGAAGACCAAGAAAAAUGCACUGAAACUGAAGGAACAAAUGUGAAAAGACCUAAUGAUGAUGCAAUGGAAUCUAUAAGCAAUAAUGAAGAUAUCAUUAAACCCACAGCUGGCAUAAACAAUCAGGCCAAAGAAAGGGGGAGACAAGGAGUGGAUAAUGAAUUGAUUAUUAAACAAAAUGGUGUCUUUAGAUGUAAGAUUUGUGAAAAAAAAUACACUUUACAAGCAAACCUAAUUCGUCACAUACGUGAAAUUCAUGAGAAGAAAACACGGAUUCGAAAAACCUCUCAAUAUGUAUGCAAGAUUUGUCAAGCAACAUACAAGUAUCGCCAUCACUUGUCUCGUCAUACUGAAAUGCAUAAAAUGCAUGACAACAAUAUGGCAUUCAAAUGUGACAUUUGUGACAAAACUUUUCUUUCAAAGGACUAUCUCAGAAGACACAUGAAAUGUAGACAUCUUGGUUUCAAAAAACAAGUCAGGGUCAAGAAAGAGUGUCCUUGUCCAAACUGUGGGAGAAUCUUCAUGAGGAAAGAUGUCAUGUUGAAGCAUAUGAGACGCAAUGCUUGUGCAAAGCGCUAUGGAAAGGGCCAAUAUAAUUUGCCUAAAAGCCAACAAAUUCAAGGUUUUCUUUGCAAAGUUUGCAAGGUUGAGUUUCAUGAAGGCACAGAUCUGUACAUUCAUGUCAAUAUGACCCACUUGGAAAAUAAAUACAAAAUGGAACUAGAAAAGGAUCUGUUACAGUGCCCAUAUUGUGAUAAAAAGUUCAGCCUCAAUGUAACUAUGGGUGAGCACUAUAUAGCAGCUCACAUUGGAAUUAUGUACCAGUGCCUUCUCUGUAAAAAAAGUUGGCCAUACAGGUCAAGUUCACGCCGACAUUUUCUUAAGGAACACAAUCAAGCAUUUGAAAAACUAUUGGUAAGACAAAUCUACAACCCAAAGCUUAAAAAGGAUCUAGAAAAAAUAAUACCAGAUAAACGAAUCAGAGUACGAAAACACCCUAAAUAUAAAUGUAAGUUUUGUCCAAAGAUUUUACACAGAAAAGAUUCAUACGAAAUGCAUCUUAAAAUGCAUGAAGUUAAGAUGAAAAAUAAACCAGAGACCAGUUUUGAAGACUCUCAUAAAACAUUCCUCAUUGAUCCUGAGGAUUGUAUAUUUGGGGAACAUCAAGAAAACCAAUACCCAAAGAGGACUAAAUUAGAGUCAAGUAGCGAGGAAUCAGAAAAUGAUUCUCAAUUUGAAUAUGAUAGUGAGAUGAGUAAUAAUGAUAAUGAAAAUACAAGUGAUGAAGAUGAUAAUGAGUUAUAUCAAAACAAAACAACAUUACGACACAGAAAGAACAAGAAUGAAAAGGAGAUGUCAAUAUCACAGAAGCACAAACAUUACAAUCAAGAUACUACCAAGACUAAAAGAUCACUAAGGCUCCACAAACCUGGGACUAAAAAAGGUAAAAGAACAACAAAGCAUGACAAAAAUGAGACUCAAAAGGGUAAAAGAACAACAGAGCAUGACAAAAAUGAAAGUUUAAAGGAUAAACGAACAACAAAGCAUGACAAAAGUGAAACUAAAAAAGGUAAAAGAACCACAGAGCAUGACAAAAAUGAAACUGUAAAGGAUAAAAGAACAACAGAGCAUGACAAAAAUGAAACUAAAAAGGGUAAAAGAACAACAGAGCAUGACAAAAAUGAAACUGAAAAGGAUAAAAGAAUGACAAAACAUCACGAAAAUGAAACUGUAAAGGAUAAAAGAAUGACAAAACAUCAUGAAAAUGAAACUAAAAAGGGUAAAAGAACAACACAGCAUGACAAAAGUGAAACUGAAAAGGAUAAAAGAUCAACAAAACAUGACAAAGCUAGAACUGAGAAGAACAAAACAAGAAAGCAAGACAAAACUAGAACUGAGAAAGACAAAAGAACAUCAAUUUCAAAGCAUCACCAACAUGAAACUGGAAUGGAUAAGGCAGCAUCAACACAUCACAAUCAUCGUAACAAUAAAGAUGAGACAUCAUCACUGUGUACAUGUAGCAUACACCAGAAUGUACUACAAGGAAAACACAAAGAGACAUAUAAUACUGUGUGGGGAUCGUCCUCUGACGAGGAUAUCUCUGAUGAUGGUCUUCACAAUGAAGAAGCUUAUGAGGAUAAUGACCAAUACAAUAACAGAGAACUCAAUCAUGCAAGUCAGAGACUAAUCCCUAAACAGGAACCUGAAUUUGUUGAAUCAAUUAAUUCAAAUACAAAAGGAACUUCUCAAAUAUUUCAAAAGCAAUUGAAAGUACAAGUUAAACGCUUCAAUGUCAGUGAAAUUGGAGAUUCAAUGAAUUACAAAAGUAUACCUAAGCCCCUUUCCAAAGCAUUUCCGAAACAAUUGAAAGUACAUGUUCAACGCCUGGAUCUCAAUCAAAUAAAAGAUGCAAUGGCCAAAGGGAAAAAGAAAAAAAUUAGAAAUAUAACACAGAAAGAUUCUCACAAAAGUCAACCCAAUAAGUUCAGUGAUGAUCACACUAAUGGGCACAAUGAUGAUGACGCUGAUGAACACAAUCAUGAUAACACCAGUGAACGUAAUCAAGAUAACACCAGUGAACAUAAUCAUGAUAACACCAAUGGACACAAUGACGAUCACACAAAUAGACACAAUAACACUUGGCAUGACAAACAUCAAGAUGAUAAUGUUGCUGUAGAAAGACAACACAAAGAGACAUAUAAUACUGUCUGGGGAUCAUCCAGUGAUGAAGAUUCAUCCUUUGAUAACAAUGAACAACUCAGUGACCAGCAAAAUUUGAACUCUCAUGUAAGCUAUAAUCAAACAAGAAAUGACUCCCAACCUAAUCAUUCAGGUUACAUUCAUAGAAACUUUUUUGAUCAACUUGAGUAUGAUCUGAGUAGGGUUAAAAGUGAACCAGUUGAUAUGUAG